Molecule: messenger RNA, 5689 nt
Organism: Biomphalaria glabrata
Lineage: Eukaryota; Metazoa; Mollusca; Gastropoda; Planorbidae
Exons: 2
Coding region: 1413-4400 (995 amino acids)
Molecular function (GO): nucleic acid binding; zinc ion binding
Source: RefSeq, a predicted model, not a curated record
AAUAUUUACACUGUUAUUAAUUGAUCUCUUUGGCAUAUUAUGUCUCGACAAUGAAAAGUAUCCAUUUGCAACUUCUUGUGUGACUAAAGAGGCCAAUCCUUGAUACACAGCUGCGGUCACAGGUUGGGCAUAUGUAAUCACCAGGCGCCGUUGCAUUUAUUUGAUAUACACCGAAAAUAAAGGCCUAAUCACUUAGUUUGAAUUUACAAAACAUUACAAUCAAACUUCCAGUCUUCAUGGACGUAGCGCAUAUAAUGUUAAUACGUCACAAUGCAUAGUUUAUUACGUAAUAACUUUUGGUUAAUAUGUCAAAAUGUAUUGUUUGUAAGUGUCACAGAUUACAUUAUAGAAUUGUUUGUACAUUUCACUUUUGAAAGUAAUAUAAGCCCUCGACAUGAGUCUCGGGAUUUAAUCCUCAAAUUUAGACACUUGACAUUCAAAUCAGGAUUUACCCAAGGGACUUAAUUAGUAAGUUUGAAAUCUAUUGGUUGAUUUGAAUUUAAACAAAGACAUUUUUGAAAAGGGUUAGCGCCAGAGAAUUGGCGGUAGUAAGAAAGAAAAGUCAGUCGAUAAUAUUAAGUCCUUGUAGCUAGUCACGUUUCUAAGAGCUCUGUUUGAAAAGCCUUUGUAAUAUGUUCCAUGCUCAUUGAUUUGUAAUUUGUACAUAAAUUGUACUUACGUUGUAUUUAAUAAAGUUCCAGAGUUUUGUUUUAUCAAAGCAUCAUUAAUUUGUGAGUCUAGAUCGUCAGUUUUGUUAACUAUUGAAUUCAAAUAAAAUCCUCGGCAUCACAACACAUCGUGACGUCAUACCAUCCGAAUGUUGUUGUGACAUAUUUGGCACUCUCCGACUAACAAAAGUUCAUGGACAACUUUUAACGAAAUUUAUUCAAGAUCUAGAUCUGGGACCAAUUUCUAAAACUCUUCAAAGGAACUUCAUUCUUAUUUAACGGAGGACAGAAUUUCUGUGUUUAACAGGUCAGUUGGUUAUCGAUAAUUCUUUUAUAAAGAUUUUCGUUAGAGUUACGUCUAACUCACGAAAACUAUUAUUAUAUGUAAUUGGCAAAAGGAAUAAGACCAAUAUACAUAAUAACUGGCAUUAUUAAAAGACCAGUAAGUCAAAUAACUGGCAUUAUUAAAAGACCAGUAAGUCAAAUAACUGGCAUUAUAAAAAAGACCAGUAAAGUAAAUAACUGGCAAUAUAAAAGACCAGUAAAGCAAAUAACUGGCAGUAUAAAAAAGACCAGUAAAUCAAAUAACUGGCGUUAUAAAGAAGACCAGAUUUAACCAACUGUUAAACCAGUAAAAAGUACAUCGGCUCAAUAGAUCUAUAUUAUUAUUAUAUCUGAGAUAAAGCCAAAAUCCAGAUAUUGAACAUUUUGCUCCAAUACAAGAAACUAACAAAAAAAUUAAAUAUGGCUUCCAGUUCUAGAACACAACGAUUCUUCGAAUUAAUAGAAUUUGCCAAAGAAAAGCAAAUUUCAAAGCCAGACCAGUGGGCAGAGAAACAAGAAGAAAAAGAAUAUCAAGAGCAAGAAUCUGAAAAACGCAUACAAUUAGAAGAAAAAAAAUUACAAGAAUCUGAAAAACGCAUGCAAUUAGAAGAAAAAAAAUUGCAAGACGCCGAAAAACAAAGGCAAGAAUCUGAAAAACAAAGGCAAGACGCCGAAAAGCAAAGACAACAUGAAAAAGAAAAAAUGGAAUUCGAAAGGCAAAAUAAAGAAAGCAUUUCAAUUCAAGGUCACUCAAGUAUGUUUGACAAAUACAGAUUAAUGAACAAAAUAUCGGCAUUCAACGAAAACAUUGACAAUAUGGACUCGUAUCUCAUAAGAUUUGAAGAAAUAGCUACAACAUCCGGUCUACCUGAAGCACAUUGGUCGAGCUCACUCCUCACCCUUUUGACUGGCAAAGCUGUCAACAUUUGCUCACAACUGUCAAUCAAUGAACGCAGCACUUACUCUGAUAUCAAGGAAGCUCUACUGCGCCAAUACGGAGCAACUUCAGCCAACUAUAGAAAGAAAUUCUAUAAUGAAAGGCCACAGCAAAAUGAUGAUCCGCAAAUUUUUGUAGCUAAUAUGUCAAUGUGGUUUGAUAGAUGGGUAUCCAUGGCAAAAAUAGAAGAAAGUUACCAAGCUCUUCGUCAACAUAUUAUUAUCGACAACAUCACCCAUGCUCACUCAGAAGAUAUUCAAUCUUACAUUAUAGAGAGAAAUCCUACUGAUAUACAGACAUUAACCAAGAUCAUCAGACAAUAUAGAGCAGCCUAUCCAAACAAGUCAGUCAAACCAUCUGUUGAAGAAAAUUUUGUCUGCUUUGCUCAAGACAAAAAUGCAAGAUAUAAGUCAGAUGACAAAGUCAAAUGCAACAAAUGUCAUAAACUAGGGCAUUUCACGUCUCAAUGCCGCAGCAGAACCACAGAAUGUUCAUUUUGCCAUAAAAAGGGUCACCAAAAUCAUGAAUGUUGGAAAAAACAGGCAGUCUCAAAAAAUCAAAAUUUUGAUACACCCACAUCACCAACUCAAAGAUACAGCAAUAGAGAGCAAUACAAUCUCAACAAAGCACCUGGAAACAAUAAACCAGAUAACAACAAACCUCGCUACAGAAGUCAUUCACAGGACUCCAGACCACAAUAUAUGCCAAACAGAAGCUCAUAUAACAGAAGCUAUUACAAUGAGCACUCAACUAUGACAGUCAUUGCAAAGUCCAAUGGUCUCAAAUUUUAUCCAGGCUUUGUAGGAGACAAGAAGGUGGAAGUGCUUCGUGACACAGGAAGCACGUCCACAUUAGUACAUGAACGCUUCGUACACGCAAACCGUUUCACAGGCAACCACGUCCAAGUCACUGCAUUCAACGGAACUGUCAGCAAGUUACCUGAAGCCAUCAUUUAUGUUACUACACCAUUCUUCAGUGGUCAAACAAAAGCAUUAGUAACACCCAAUCUACCAGUGGACCUAAUCAUUGGAAACAUAGAAGGAGUUAAAGAAUGCACUCCUCAAGAACUUACUGAAUGUACAAAUGCCAUAGAGCAAGGUCAAAAAUGUUUGGCAGUAAUGACAAGAUCCAUGUCCAGACAACAAGAACAUUUGGCACCUGAACAAGUUAGCCAAAAUAAUCACAUGGCUACCUCAGUUACUCAAGUUGUGCAGAAUGCAACAGAACCAGUUACUAGUCCAGUAGCCAGCAACAAUCAAGAACAUUCAACAUGGACACCCCCAGUUACAUCAAGCCCAUCCCUACCGGUCAUAAGUCCACCACCAAUUCCCGAAUGUCCAUUGUUGAACUUUGAAGAACAAGACGACAUGCCCAGAGUCUCUAGCAAUGAUACAAGAACUCUAACUGGUCAAACUGAAGUCAAUCAAGACAAGUCUCAUGAACCAGAGGCAGAUAACAAAGAAAUUUUUAUGCAAUCUGACUCUAUCACUCAUACAAGUAUUCCUCAUUUGAAAGAAUAUGAGUCAACUAAAGAAGCCAUUACAACCAAGAACAUUGGAAGUCAAAGAAUAUUACAUGAACACAUGAAAUCAAGAUAUUUUGCUCAAGGAGAUCAAGUCAAUUUACUGUUACCAGAUUGGAGUAACAAGCUAUUCUACAAAUGGCAAGGUCCAUUUACUAUCACCAGAAGGAUUUCCAACCUGCUUUAUGAAAUCAAUGUCAACAAGUUUACCAGAGUAUCUCAUGUUCAUAUGUUUGAACAUUACCAUGAAACAGAUAAUGAAGACAUCAAAGCAGAAGUUGAACAUUUUACAAGCUUAGCAACUAUUCCUGAGGAAGAAGAAACAUCAUCAACACCCAUUCCUGAGAUAGAUGUUUCAUUACCGACAUCAAAUAACAUUGACAUUCCCAAGGUCAUCACUCUGGAUGACAUAACACUACAAACAGUGAAAGACACUAAAGUGUUUCCAGACCAUGCAGAUUUCUUUACCAGUGUUUCUGAGACAUUUCCAGUACUGCAAUUUGAAAGAAACUCAGAAAGCAAUAACAUUGACAACACCAAGUUUCAUCCUCCUUCUACUCAAGGGGCAACUUUUCUUCAGAAAGGAACAAAUGAACUUCUUCAACAUUGCUGUAUUGACCGAUUGAACUCAGACAUGUUCAGUCAUUGCUCUAUUGAACAUUUUAAUGCAAAGCAUUCUGCUACCAUUGUUCUACAGCGUCAAAGUUCAUCAACCAGAAAAUUGAGUUUUGGUUUCGGACAGUUCUUAUUUUCACCAAACUCAAACGCGGUUCAAUCAGACAUUAUCUGUGAGAUCAUUAUGACAUGGAGUCAACAGCUUCAUAAACUGAAAGACCUUUUCUUCAAGUUUAGAAAAAACGUACACACAUCCAUGACAGCAAUUCAGAAGGGUUCUAAACUUCACACUUACAUUUUAUAUAUGUACUAUACCAUAUUUAGUGUCACUUGAUCCAUUAUCAUUCAUACUCGUCAAGGAAGAACAUUAUCCAGUUAUAUUUAAUUAAUAAAUUAAUUUGUUUACUCACUUUUUCCACAGGAGUUCUAUAUCAGAUGUUAUAUUUAUUUCAGCACCAAGCAACCCACUGAGGAAAGUCACUCAUUCAAGAUACUUUGUUUAUUAUGUUUCAGCAUCUUUGCAUAUGACAUGCAUCAGACAUUUUAAUUUUUAAAUCAUGUGCAUUUUAUUUCAGGUCAAAUAUUAUUGCAUAUAUCCUAUUUUAAUAGUACAGAUACAUGACAGACAAUUGGAAUUUUUCAUUGCUUCACACAUGUUGAGAUUUAUAUCACAUUGAGUACUAUUUUCUCAGAAGAUUGUCAUGUAUUAUCACAAUUAUUUUUUCUAUUAUUUUUUCUAUGUCAAUUUUUCAUAUGCAAUAUAUUUUUCCAUGUACACAUUUUCACAUUAGUACUAACCAAAUGAGUUAUAAUGUCAUAUUUUAAUAUUAUCAUGAAGCACCAUGAAGAGAAGUAACCUAUUCAAUUCAAGAUUUAAUUUAUCCAAGUAUUAUGCCUUGUACAAUUUUUGAUAUUGUUCAUGACAAGCAUUGUCUCAUUUUCAUAACCAUUUCAAUAGUGAGACAGGUGUUCAAAGUCAUCAAUAAUUUUAUUCUCUGCAUUUACAUUUUUUUAUUAUUGUUGUUAUCUCCAAGUUGACUUUAUUUUGUCAUAUGUUACCUCAACCAUUUUUCUAUAAUUUCAUGUAUGGUAUUUUGUGUAUAUUUAAAUAUUUUUAAUACAUAUGAGCAUUUCUAUUACCAUACAAAUGCUAAAUGGAGGGGGGGGGUAAUAUGUCACAGAUUACAUUAUAGAAUUGUUUGUACAUUUCACUUUUGAAAGUAAUAUAAGCCCUCGACAUGAGUCUCGGGAUUUAAUCCUCAAAUUUAGACACUUGACAUUCAAAUCAGGAUUUACCCAAGGGACUUAAUUAGUAAGUUUGAAAUCUAUUGGUUGAUUUGAAUUUAAACAAAGACAUUUUUGAAAAGGGUUAGCGCCAGAGAAUUGGCGGUAGUAAGAAAGAAAAGUCAGUCGAUAAUAUUAAGUCCUUGUAGCUAGUCACGUUUCUAAGAGCUCUGUUUGAAAAGCCUUUGUAAUAUGUUCCAUGCUCAUUGAUUUGUAAUUUGUACAUAAAUUGUACUUACGUUGUAUUUAAUAAAGUUCCAGAGUUUUGUUUUAUCAAAGCAUCAUUAAUUUGUGAGUCUAGAUCGUCAGUUUUGUUAACUAUUGAAUUCAAAUAAAAUC